AAAUCACCCCCAAAUUCGGUGAAACCCUAAAAAUUAGGGUUUUGGGAACUCGACUGGUCCAUUUUCCCUUCCUUCGUCGCCCAACCUAAAUCAUGGCCGAAGUAAUUUCAGAAGCUCCCCAGUCAAUCGAAGAGAAGACCGAACGCAUGGAAGCUUCUUCUGGUCCCGAAACCCUAGCUUCAAAGAGGGGCAGAGAAGAGGAGGAAGAGAACCGGGACGAGAUCCCCAAGAAGCCGAAGGUCGACGAUGAGUCGACGAAGGAGGCAGAGAUCGAGAUGAAGGGGAAAGAAGAGGAGAAGCCUUCGAGUGCGAAGCUGGGACCGAAGGAGUUUGGAUCGGGGGAAGAUAUGUUCGAUUACUUCUUCAAGUUCCUUCACUACUGGCCUCCCAAUCUCGAUGUCAAUAAGUACGAGCAUCUGGUCUUGCUGGAGUUGCUUAGAAAGGGUCACACAGAAUCUGACAAGAAAAUUGGUGGUGGAAUCCAAGCAUUCCAGGUUCGAUAUCAUCCAAUGUGGAAGAGCCGCUGCUUCUUCCUUGUGAGAAUUGAUGGUUCCAGUGAUGAUUUUAGCUUCAGAAAAUGUGUUGAUCACAUGCUUCCUCUGCCGGAGAAUAUGAAAAUCCAUUCCUCAUCAGAUGGAAACAAGAAGUUCGGUGGACAUAAUAAGGGAGGAGGUCGUGGAGGAGGAAGAGGUGGACGAGGAGGCAGAGGCAGAGGCAGAGGCGGGUUCAGGAAAUGAGAGCUGAGAUUAUUUUUGGAGAUUGUAGUUUUUCUAUUACAAUUUUAGAGAAUUUGACAAUGAGUCGGCGGCUUAAAGAAGUGCGAUACAAACUGUAAGUUUGUAUUGCCAAUUUUUGUAAUGUUGAAAUUUACUAGAAUUUGCGUGCUUUUAUGUUGUACCCAUGUGUAUUUCUUUUGAGAUUUUGGACAUCUGUCAGUUUCAUCUUUUUGGCGUAUCAAAGGCCUUAAGAUAUUUUCGCUU
This is a messenger RNA of Asparagus officinalis (garden asparagus), 980 nucleotides long. RefSeq names its product protein DCL, chloroplastic-like. The record is from RefSeq and is a predicted model, not a curated record. Gene Ontology annotation, biological process: chloroplast organization; chloroplast rRNA processing. Lineage: Eukaryota; Viridiplantae; Streptophyta; Magnoliopsida; Asparagales; Asparagaceae. The transcript is spliced from 2 exons. Bases 93 to 737 code for a protein of 214 amino acids. Gene Ontology annotation, cellular component: chloroplast.